CGCAAGGGCAGGUCCGUAUCGCUUCAUCUCCCAAAGCAGUGCGAUCCCACGCCAGUACCCCCAUCCCUAACAAACUCACCGCACCUCUCGUCGCCGUACAGCGUAUUUCGUCGGCAACCAGCUUUUCUGAAGACCCCCUCCCAAGAGGAUGACGAGUGGUUACGAGACAUGGUGCCCAUGAACAGCGAGCAAGGCGCUUUUGAAGAAAACCUUCUGAGCGCAUCGCAACCAGUCACGCCAGUCGUAGUAGCAGUCCAGAAGCAAUGGGAGACAUCACAGGAGGAGUCGUUC
Messenger RNA from Suillus plorans, 291 nucleotides. RefSeq lists its product as uncharacterized. Lineage: Eukaryota; Fungi; Basidiomycota; Agaricomycetes; Boletales; Suillaceae. The record is from RefSeq and is a predicted model, not a curated record. The annotation marks the transcript as partial. The transcript has a single exon.